GACACCUGUCGAUUUAAAAUGGCCACAGUCCAUAUUAAUAGAGACCUAUCAAUCUGACAUCGUCUAUAAAUUGAACUAAAUUGAAAAUGUAGGCCUUAGUGUCACAUGGUUGUAAUAUUCCAUUCCACUGUCAAUGAAAUGUGACUGGAGGCCUUGCAAUCAUAGCUAGAUGAAGACGAGUGAAGAUGGCGGACGUGUUGAGUGUUCUUCGCCUGUACAACAUCCAGAAAAAAGAAAUCGUCGCCAAAGGAGACGAAGUUAUCUUUGGAGAGUUCUCUUGGCCUAAAAAUGUCAAGACUAACUAUGUCAUUUGGGGAACUGGGAAGGAGGGUCAGCCAAAGGAGUACUAUACUCUGGACUCCAUCCUGUUUCUGCUCAACAAUGUGCAUCUCCCUCAUCCAUCCUAUGUGCGAAGGGCUGCAACCGAGAACAUUCCAGUUGUCAGAAGACCUGAUCGAAAGGGCUUGCUUUCGUAUCUCAAUGGAGAAAGUUCUACUUCAACAAGUAUCGACAGAAGUGCCCCCAUAGAGAUUGGUUUGCAAAGGCCAACACAAGUCAAACGAGCAGCAGACGAGGUGUCAUCUGAAGCCAAAAAACCAAGGAUAGAGGAUGAGGAACGAGUGCGUCUGGACAAGGAGCGUUUGGCUGCUCGACUGGAGGGCCAUAAAGAGGGCAUUGUGCAAACUGACCAGAUCAGGUCACUGUCUGAGGCUAUGUCAGUGGAGAAGAUCGCCGCCAUCAAAGCCAAGAUCAUGGCAAAGAAGCGCUCUACCAUUAAGACAGACCUGGAUGAGGACAUCACCCUGAAGCAGAGGAGCUUUGUGGACGCUGAGGUGGACGUGACCAGGGACAUUGUCAGCAGGGAGCGGGUGUGGAGGACCAGGACCACCAUCCUACAGAGCACUGGAAAGAACUUCUCCAAAAACAUCUUUGCCAUCCUGCAAUCGGUGAAGGCCAGGGAGGAGGGGCGUGCCCCUGAGCAGAGGCCAGCACAGAACACCACUCUGGUGGACCAGUCCAUAAGGAACAAGCAACCUGUCCCAGCUGCCUAUAACCGAUACGAUCAGGAGAGAUUCAAAGGAAAAGAGGAAACGGAGGGAUUCAAGAUUGACACCAUGGGCACCUACCACGGCAUGACUCUGAAAUCUGUAACGGAGGGAGCAUCUGCCAGGAAGGCCCAGACACCAGCACUGCAGCCCGUCCCCAGACCAGUUUCCCAAGCCAGACCCCCACCAAAUCAAAAGAAGGGCUCUCGGACUCCCAUCGUAAUCAUCCCAGCGGCCACCACAUCCCUCAUCACUAUGCUCAAUGCAAAGGACCUACUGCAGGACCUCAAGUUUGUGACGCCAGAGGAGAAGAAGAAGCAGGGCAUCCAGCGGGACAACGAGGUGCUGCUCCAGAGACGCAAGGACCAGAUCCAGCCCGGGGGGGCCAUGCUCAGCGUCACCGUGCCCUACAGGGUCAUCGACCAGCCCCUCAAACUAGCUCCGCAGGACUGGGAUCGCGUGGUGGCCGUGUUCGUGCAAGGCCCUGCCUGGCAGUUCAAGGGCUGGCCCUGGCUGCUACCUGACGGAUCUCCUGUGGACAUUUUCGCUAAAAUCCGAGCCUUCCAUCUGAAGUAUGACGAGCAGAAGAUGGACCCCAAUGUGCAGAAAUGGGACGUGACCGUGCUGGAGCUGAGCCACCACAAGCGCCAUCUCGACCGGCCCAUGUUCCUGAAGUUUUGGGAGACUCUCGACAGAUACAUGGUGAAACACAAGUCGCACCUGAGGUUCUGAGCCUAGACCGUGGCCUCCUUCCUCCACAGGUCCCGUCAAGGCAUUUAUAAACUCCCGCCCCAAACCUAGCCCUCCUCCUCCCCACCAGGACUACCACUAGAAGAGAAAGGAGACACACGGGCCCACAACACCCCCCACCAGCACUUUGGGGAUCCAGAAUAGACCCACGUGUUCAGAUUGUCAUUCAGGAAAAUACUUUCUACCUGGUCUUCAUGGUUUCCAUAGAUAGAAGCAGCAGAUACAGUAUGUCUGGACAUUGGGAAGGGGAGGUUGGAGUGUCCCAUGUUUUUCAAGUUCCUAUGUACAAUAUAAAACAAUAUACCAAAACUAUAUAUUUUCUAACAGUAUAGCGUUUUACUGUGGAGACAGAUUGAAGAGCGAGAGAAAGCGAAAGGGGGAUGGAUAGAUGGAGGUGGGGAAAACAACUUCCCAUACUAUUUCCUUUGUGAAAUGGAUCUUGUAAAUUCCAUGUGAAACAUGAGCUGGAUAAGAAGCCCUUUGGAUCACUGCUGGCAAUAAGGGAUACGAGACCUCUGUCAGUUUCAUUUUCUGAUGUUUUUACUUCCUUACCGAUAGGAACAUUUGUCUCUACUUUUUUACUAAGUGCUUCUGAAAUGGCACCCUAUUUCCUAAAUAGUGCACUACAGUGCUCUAUGAAGGGAAUAGAGUGCAAUUUGGGACAGAAUCCUAGUUUGAAAGCGCAUAGGUAUGCAGUCUUUUAGCCAAGGAGCAUCUGAGUGACGUGCCAUGCGAUCCAAAUGUAUAUAUGAUGAUAUAUGAGCCAGACUUUGAAGAUCGAAGAAGCUAGGUAUCUUAUUCUUGAUGCAUAAAGCUAAUGAUUCAGUGAUAGAUGGGUUCAAAUGUUCGACAGUAAAUUCCAAUAUUUGCGCUUUUUUUUUUUUUGCAACUGCUCACCACUUUGGUCACUACAUGACGAUGUAAAGAUUUUUAGUUAUUUUUAGUUGGUGUUGUGCAAAUGAAAGGAAUGAUGGACAUUGCUUUAUUUGAUGUGUUCACAAUGCAAAUGGUUAAUAAAAGUUGGUAGACGGAAA
Molecule: messenger RNA, 2830 nt
Organism: Oncorhynchus tshawytscha (Chinook salmon)
Lineage: Eukaryota; Metazoa; Chordata; Actinopteri; Salmoniformes; Salmonidae
Product: parafibromin-like
Exons: 18
Coding region: 186-1778 (530 amino acids)
Biological process (GO): positive regulation of transcription elongation by RNA polymerase II; transcription elongation by RNA polymerase II
Cellular component (GO): Cdc73/Paf1 complex
Molecular function (GO): RNA polymerase II complex binding
Source: RefSeq, a predicted model, not a curated record